AUGCUGCCUAAAAUUACAGGUAAUCAUCGAUGGGCACAAAAUGGAGUUACAGUUGCUGGGAACCAUGAAUGGGGCGAUAAUACCAAUCAACUCCAGUUGCCUGAAGGUCUCUUCGUUAAUAAUGAUCAAACGAUGGUCAUUGCUGACUUCGGAAAUCAUCGUAUUAUUGAAUGGAAGGUGGGUAAUAAGCAUGGACAAUUAGUUGCUGGUGGCAGUAGUAAAGAAAAUCCAUCGGAUCAGUUGAAAUGGCCAACGGAUGUAUUAAUCGACAAAGAAACUGACAGUCUCAUUAUUUGUGAUCAAGGGAAUCGACGAGUCGUACGAUUGCCUCUUCAGAGUGGAACAAGUCAAGGUGAAAUCCUCAUUGACAACAUCACUUGUCGAGGAUUAGCUAUGGAUGAUCAGAGAUACCUCUAUAUCUCUGACUACAAAAAACAUGAAGUAAGGCGGUAUCAAAUAGGAGACAAAAGUGGAACUCUUGUAGCAGGUGGUAAUGGUAAAGGAGCGGGAUUCAAUCAACUCAACUUUCCAACCUAUCUCUUUGUCGAUCGGCAACAGAAUGUCUACGUGUCAGAUAAGGAGAAUCAUCGUGUGAUGAAAUGGAAUAAAGAUGCAAAAGAAGGAAUUGUUGUCGCUGGAGUUCAAGGCGAAGGCAAUGCUGAUAAUGAAGAUUUGAAUAGUCCUCUACGUCUUAGUUGGUUAUUGGAUCAAAAUAUUGGUGGUUAUAGAGCAGGUGCUGUACGUUCACUCACUGAUAAUUCUAUGUGGCAUAAAGUUAUUUAUUGCAAUUAA
Rotaria sp. Silwood1 is the source of this 792-nucleotide messenger RNA. The record is from the annotation of a GenBank genome assembly. Lineage: Eukaryota; Metazoa; Rotifera; Eurotatoria; Philodinida; Philodinidae.